UCCUUGUAUGGAAGUAAAGAUGAAAAACUCUCAGUCGCUAAAAAGAUAAAACGAUUAAGCAACAUGUCUUAAAAGAAGUUCAAAAAUGGCAGGUGAACAGGCGAAAUUUACCGUGAACAAACUGACCAUUUCGAUGCAUGUCUGUCCUUUUGCGUUAGAUGUGGAUUGCACAGCUGAACAAACCUCUUCCAAAAAUGUAUUCAAAAGGAAACUUAAAACUCCAUGUAUUCAUAUAUCCUCGGAGGUGUGUGAAAAUGCGGUCAUCUGAUUGGUCUUUUGCUAUUAUCCUUCUUGACUUUCAUCUGGGACAACACCCAUACACUGAAGAGUGACUCAUAACAUUUAAAUUGGUAGAUUCCACGAAAUAACGUAUAGUUCAUUCCGCGAAAAAGCUGGAUAAUGUGGUAUUUUUAAUAACAGUUCACGUUUUAUUCAAGGACGAGUAUACACACAGCGGACUUUUAUUUCGCUAUGGAUAGUUCUACAUGAGAGUUCUAGAAAACAUACUGUUAGUGUGAUUGGUCACUGAAAACAAAAAUAAAACCUGUUUCACUGAAACCUUUGAGAGGCCUCGCCCAAACAUCAAGCGAAGUGUCAUGGUGUUAUUGAAACGAGAGCAGUUACCUUAAGCAGGAAAUUUGAUACGACUUUCUCAGACAUCAAACUUGGUACACUGGUACACCAUCAGGAGAAGAGGACCCCUAUUGAUUUUGAGUUCACAUGCUCAAAGAUUAUUGGCAUUACCCCCUGGGAAAAAAUGAAUGACACAAUCACAGAAUUAGGACCAUCUUCAUUCAGUAGAAACAGCAUGCUCCACAAAGCAAUUGAAGAGAAUCGUGGUGAUAUCGUACGAAUAUGGUUUAAUGUGGGACCAGCCACCGUCGUCAAUGCUCCAAACAUAUGGCUACAAACACCACUUCAUUACUCAGCUAUGAAAUUCAACACCCCUCUGCUUGAAAUGUUGCUUGCGAUACCGAUAGCCAAUCCCAAACUCCAGGAUAUAAAUGGAUUCAAUGUUCUUCACUGUUACAUUUACAAUAUCUUGACUCUCCCGCACGACGACUGGCGAAGAAUAAUAGAAAUUCUUUUAAAUAUGGGCAUUGAUGUGAACCAGAGGACGAAGUAUGGAUACACGGUUCUGCACCUGGCUUGUAGAUAUCGCACGUCCCCAAGCGUUUUAAGGUAUUUGUUGGAAUCGUGUCAUAGGGUUGAUAAGUUGAUUGUCAACAAUGAUGGCGAAAAUUUUCUGCACACAUUUGUCCAAAGUCUCAAUAACGGUAUAGCCAGGUCGGAACACUUCAAAGAGAAAUUCUCUCUUCUCGAAGAUAUCGUCAAUAAAAAAAUACCAAACUUAUCUUUGGAUAUACUGAAAUCAUUGCUGCAACAGCAAAAUGAUAAUGGUGCGACACCAUUUCAUCUUAUUAUCAGUCAUUUUGAUAAAUAUCGAAAAGUAAACGCCGUUGACAUUUUAAGGAAGAUGACCAGUUUUGCAGACUGUGCAACAAAACCGGAUAACCUGGGAAAUCACCCAAUUCAUAUUGCAAUCGCUUGCACACCAAAGGCAACGUCUCCUGACCUGUUGAAAAUGCUCGUAAAAACAGGCAACAGAGGAGAUUCUAAAAAUGUUUUUCAGCAAACGGCUGCACAUUUGGUGAGAACAAACGAAGGAAAUCUUUCCUCUGAAAAAAUUAAAUCUCUUCGUAGUUUAAAAAAAAUAGCAAAGGUUGUCUUCAACUCCCAAGACAAAUGGCUUUCAACUCCAUUGAUGAAUAUCAGUGAUUGUGAUCCCGAUUGCUACUAUACACUAAAUGAAAUAUCAGAUAGUUUCCCAAACGUCAAUGCGAGAGAUGAGUUUGGUGCGUCUGCUCUUCAUUAUGCUGCAUAUCACGACGAAGAAAAGUUCUCAAAUUGGCUAAUUGAAAAAAGUGCGAAAACAGACAUCAAGGAUAAAUUGGGAGACACUCCAUUAGACACCGCAAGGAGACAUUUAAAUUUUACAACAGAAAAAAUAAUUUUGAAAAGUGAAGAAUCAGAAGUUCUCUACAAUAUUGAUCAGGAUUUUAUCAACGAUGUCCUAGGACUUCGGCGCAUGAAACCCAUUCAUAUGAAUGCAGAUGAAUUUGUAGAUAGACUUCUUCAGCAGAAGUAUAGACAAGCUCUGGUGUCCGACGAAGACAAAUUAAUCAUAGAUACUAUCCACUCUUUCGUCAAACUACUCUGCAGCAAAGUUGAAGAAUACGAUUCAAGAUUUCGAAUUGCAUUGCUACAAUCUGGCAGUACAUCUGAGGGAACAAAAGUAGGUCCGCCAGAUGAAUUUGAUUUCCUGCUCUGCCUAGACGCCUUCAGUGAAAUAACGGAGAUUGUUAUGAGAAAACGUGCUGGAAAUGACCAGAAUGCUGCUUUAAAGUUGAAAGUCGCUGAAAAUCACAGAUUUUUAGAGUAUUUUGACGAAGAAGGUGUGUUUACAACUCCAACUGUUUUCAUGCAUUUACACAAAUAUCUGACAAAAGCAAUGUACGAUACAUCUGUCUGGGAGAAUUUGAAAUUUAGAAAUUUGAGUUACGUUUUUGAAAUGCCUUUACUGAAGAAGGAAAUGGAUACGACAGUCUUUAUGUCACAUUUGAUAUGGAUGGGAUGUCGACACAAACAACUUCGAAUCAAACUCGACAUGGUUCCCGUCAUUAGAAAUAAAGCGUGGUGGCCCAUAGAUCCCUGGUCUUUACCACUGAUGUCACGUGAGAUCCAUGAUGCCGGAUGUCUUCUAAUGCUUGAUACUAAAGACGAUCUCGAAAGAUUUACGUCUGAUUCCAUGAAGGAGACAAUCGUGGGCAGCAUUAAUCAUAUGCAGCCUCUUGUAACCGACCUGUCUGUCUCCACAGCACCGGCCGAAAUCUGUCUGAUGCGAUCACUUCCAGUAGUAGUCCGCGAGAGCUAUGCCUUAGCUAAGUUACUUACAAAGUUUUGUCAGGAAGAUGACUUAACAAGCUACAUGCUUAAAAACUGUGUCUUUUAUGUGUUGAGGGAUCUAGGUUGGAAUGCUAAAAAUCCAGACGUUUUCAAAACCAGUUUGAGUGUACGAGAGAUAACAAUUUUAGUUUUGAAGAAACUGUUAACGUUCAACAAGACUCGCUGUCUACCAAGGUUUUUUCUCCCUGAUAUCAACAUAUUUCUUGAAGACGAUGGAAAUAUUGAACAAAAAUCAAGAAGACAAUUAGUAAAUUUUCUGUUGAGAAUACUAGGAGUUGAUGUUUCCCUCGAUACCUUUGUCUACGAAAGUGAUGACAAUGAUGUUAGUGAAGAUAGUAGUAACAGUAGUGAUGAUGGCAGUGACGACAGUGAUGUCGAUUAGAAAAAACCUCCCCGCAGAUAAAAUUGAACGCUUAUGACUAGACAUUUUGACAGUUGCUUCUACAGAAAAUGGAAACCACAAAUAUUCAUAUUUAGUGAUCGGUCAUCCAAAAAAUUUCUUUGUUAAUCACUAUUCUGAUUCCACGCACAAGUACUCUAGUUGAAAUAAAAAUAUACUGGAGUUCCUCAUUGACAA
This is a messenger RNA of Ostrea edulis (European flat oyster), 3544 nucleotides long. RefSeq lists its product as uncharacterized. NCBI's taxonomy places the organism in Eukaryota, Metazoa, Mollusca, Bivalvia, Ostreida, Ostreidae. The record is from RefSeq and is a predicted model, not a curated record. The coding region runs from base 758 to 3349 and encodes 863 amino acids. The transcript has 4 exons. Gene Ontology annotation, molecular function: protein binding.